Penicillium soppii is the source of this 753-nucleotide messenger RNA. RefSeq lists its product as uncharacterized. Bases 1 to 753 code for a protein of 250 amino acids. Gene Ontology annotation, biological process: amino acid transmembrane transport. Gene Ontology annotation, molecular function: L-amino acid transmembrane transporter activity. The transcript is spliced from 5 exons. Gene Ontology annotation, cellular component: membrane. The record is from RefSeq and is a predicted model, not a curated record. Lineage: Eukaryota; Fungi; Ascomycota; Eurotiomycetes; Eurotiales; Aspergillaceae.
AUGACAAGGGAUCCAAAAGGCAACGUUGAACAACCUGUGAGCUCCGAUGGAGUCGAGGCUGAGGAGGCUUUGCCAGUUGUUGGGGGAUUGGAUUUUGAUCAAUACAUUUGCGGUGGUCUUGGCCGACACCUAGGAACCUUCUUAACCAUUUUCUUGAUCUUCUGUCGCAUCAUUGGGACCGGUAUUCUUUCUACUCCGUCAUCCGUUACAGGCAGUGCUGGAAGUUUCAAGCGAUCUUACUGCCUCCGGUUGUACUGUUUCGCAUUCAAUAUCGUCAUCGCGGCAGGAGAGAAGGCUUCUGAGUGUGAGGAGCGAGAGAUUGCACUUGCAGUGGUUAUAUCCAUUAAUUUGCUUCAGACGUUUCUUCCUAGCCGGGGAGUGAGAGAAAUAAACGCCGUCAAAGUCACCCUGCUCUUGUUUAUCAUUGUGACUGGCUGGAUUGCACUCAGUGGCCGGGUGUUGAUCGUGAAGGAUCCUUACGCAAGUUUACACAACUCGUUCGCGGGCUCGGCCACAUCAAGCAAUUUGUGGUCAAAUUCUGCAUAUGUUCCGAAUGAGAUUCGAAACCCCAUCCAUACCGUGAGCAUUGCCACGCCCAUCGGCCUAUUUAUCUGUCGGACGCUGUACCUUCUCGCAAACGUGGCGUACUAUGUAGCUGCUAAGCCGCAGGAGAUUACCAAUAGUAGAGUCACUGUUGCCUCGUUCUCCAUGGGCAAGGUAUUUGGAGAAUCUGCCAGACGUGCCCUGAGGUGA